AUGCCAGAGUUUGUGGCGACAUCGAGCGUUGACACUUUGAACUUGGAAUUCGGAAAGAGCGGCGAGGUCACAGUAAAGGCCUCAAGGCCAGCACAAUUCCGCUGGACCAAAAAUGGCCAGUCCUUGACAUCCGACUAUACCAUCGACGGCGAUAAGACCUCAAGUACUGUUCGAAUCCCGCCUGCAAACCAAGAAACUGCAGGAGAAUACACAUGUGCUGCAACUGGUCCCGAUGGAAAGUCAGUUACAGUAUGCAUCACAGUGAAAGUUGGAGGGAAACCUAUUGUUGAACCAGAAGCUACCUCUGUAACAGUCAAAAUAGGGGAAAGCGCUGCACUUUACGCAGGAGUUCGAAGCGGUACACCAGUCAAGUGCGAGUGGACGAAGGACGGCAAAGCUAUAAAGUUGGAUGUUACACAGGCUGCCUCUUCGAAUGCUGACCGCUAA
Molecule: messenger RNA, 447 nt
Organism: Cooperia oncophora
Lineage: Eukaryota; Metazoa; Nematoda; Chromadorea; Rhabditida; Trichostrongylidae
Source: the annotation of a GenBank genome assembly